AUGGGGAGUGGCGCGAGGAAUGCUCCGGUGAGUGGUGCGGGGGACGCUCAAGGGAGUAGCGCUGGGGAUGCUCUAGGGAGUGGUGCGGCAGACGCUCUAGGGAGUUGCUUGGGGGACGCUCCAGGAGUGGGGCGGGGGACGCUCCGGGAGUGGCGCGGGGGACGCUCCAGGAGUGGGGCGGGGGACGCUCCGGGAGUGGCGCGGGGGACGCUCCAGGAGUGGCGCGGGGGACGCUCCGGGAGUGGCGCGGGGGACGCUCCGAGAGUGGCGCGGGGGACGCUCCAGGAGGGGCGCGUGGGACGCUCCAGGAGUGGGGCGGGGGACGCUCCGGGAGUGGCGCGGGGGACGCUCCAGGAGUGGCGCGGGGGACGCUCCGGGAGUGGCGCGGGGGACGCUCCAGGAGUGGCGCGGUUGACGCUCCGGGAGUGGCGCGGGGGACGCUCCAGGAGUGGGGCGGGGGACGCUCCGGGAGUGGCGCGGGGGACGCUCCAGGAGUGGGGCGGGGGACGCUCCGGGAGUGGCGCGGGGGACGCUCCAGGAGUGGCGCGGGGGACGCUCCGGGAGUGGCGCGGGGGACGCUCCGAGAGUGGCGCGGGGGACGCUCCAGGAGGGGCGCGUGGGACGCUCCAGGAGUGGGGCGGGGGACGCUCCGGGAGUGGCGCGGGGGACGCUCCAGGAGUGGCGCGGGGGACGCUCCGGGAGUGGCGCGGGGGACGCUCCAGGAGUGGCGCGGUUGACGCUCCAGGAGGGGCGCGGGGGACGCUCCGGGAGUGGUGCGGGGGACGCUCCAGGAGGGGCGCGGGGGACCCUCCAGGAGGGGCGCGGGGGACGCUCCGGGAGCGGCGCGGGGGACGGUCCGGGGAUUAUUAUGUGGUGACCGAGCAGGUUAGUGGUGACCGUGCAGGUUAG
Molecule: messenger RNA, 909 nt
Organism: Procambarus clarkii (red swamp crayfish)
Lineage: Eukaryota; Metazoa; Arthropoda; Malacostraca; Decapoda; Cambaridae
Source: RefSeq, a predicted model, not a curated record